Dryobates pubescens (Downy woodpecker) is the source of this 1944-nucleotide messenger RNA. It is a transcript of the gene SDR39U1, whose product is annotated as short chain dehydrogenase/reductase family 39U member 1. The transcript is spliced from 7 exons. The record is from RefSeq and is a predicted model, not a curated record. Lineage: Eukaryota; Metazoa; Chordata; Aves; Piciformes; Picidae.
CAUGCGCACCGGCUGCCGCUCGGUGCCGCCAUGAGGGUGCUGGUGGGCGGCGGAACUGGCUUCGUGGGCAGCGCCCUGACGCAGCUGCUGCGGGGCCGCGGGCAUGAGGUCACUCACGUCUCUCGGCGAGCCGGCAGGGACCGCAUCAGCUGGGAAGAGCUGUCCCGCUCCGGACUGCCCCUAUGCGAUGCUGUGGUGAACCUGGCUGGUGAGAACGUCCUCAACCCUUUCCGCAGGUAAGGAUCCCCCAGAGUGGUGUUGAGACGAGGUGAAGGCAAGGUGAGCCAGGUGUCAGAGAAUCUAUGGAACGAUACCUUCUGCAAGGAAAUCAUCAGCAGCCGGGUCGAGACCACUAAGACCUUGGCCAAAGCCAUUUCUGAUGCUGAACAGCCGCCCCGUGCUUGGGUCCUCGUCACUGGCGUAGGCUAUUACCGCCCCAGCCCCACAGCUGAGUACACUGAGGACAGUCCUGGAGGGGACUUCGACUUCUUCUCAUGCCUGGUGAGCUCCUGGGAGGCUGCAGCUGUCAUCCCUGGGAGCCCAACUCGUGGCAUUGUGGUGAGAUCUGGGGUAGUGCUGGGCCGAGGUGGUGGUGCAAUCUCUCAGAUGCUCUGGCCCUUCCGUCUGGGCCUCGGAGGCCCCCUGGGCUCGGGGCUCCAGCCCUUCCCGUGGAUCCACGUCCGGGACCUGGCCGGGAUCAUUUCUCAUGCCCUAGAGAGCGAGUGCCUGCGAGGUGUCCUCAACGGCGUGUCCCCAGCCGCCCCCGCCACCUCCAAUGGCAGCUUUGCUCAGGAGCUCGCUGCAGCCCUGGGCCGCCCAGCCCUGCUGCCGGUGCCAGCCUGGGCAGUGCGGGCUGCCCUCGGGGCAGAGCGCGCCCUGCUGUUGCUGGAGGGGCAGCGGGUGGUGCCCAGGCGCACCCUGGAGAGCGGCUACCGCUUCAUCUUCCCGGACCUGGCUGCAGCUCUGAAGGACAUCGUGGCUUGAGGCCUCCUUCCUCCCCUGGCUCACGGCUCUCCCGGGCUGAGAGAGGGUGGCCCUGCCCCAUCUGACAGUGGUGGGGAGCAGUCUGAGAAGCCUUCCCCCUGCUGUCUCCCUUUACACACCCCCAGUCCAGGACUCCAUAUCUCAUUGCCAUCUGCGGUCUCCACAUGCCUGCUUCUGGGGAAGCUUGUGACUGCUAAAUCUGCCACCUUCCCUCUUUGCAUGUGUGGGACUGGUGCCUUUGGACUGUUUGUUGAGGCCUUAGGUAGGUGUUGACCACAUCUGAGCUUGUGCUAGGGAGAAACUGCAUAGUCCAUCGUGGUGUGAAGAAGUGCAAGACACCACUUGGGUCUGGAGGGAGCCCUUCAGCAUUUGCCUUCGUUGUAGUUCCCUAAUCCCAGGCAGGGUGUUAGAAUCAGCAAGCUGACCUGUGCUGGGUGACAGGCCCAGUUCAGUGUGGAGCAGUGCAGUGGGGACAGGCAGCAGUGCUUCAUCUGGAAUUACUCCAGCCAGCUUCUUAGAGCCUGGGGCUUCAAUCUGCUCCCCAAGAUGAUGUGAGCUAUAGCAUCCCUCUUGUCAGGCUUGCUGGUUAGCAGCUGAGUUUGGCUACUCGUGGAGGUGUGUGUACCUGGAUGAGGAAACAGCUGUGGGUUGUGAUUGGAAAGCAAGACAAAUACUGCUGGAGAAGCACUAGCAGCCCACAGCUCUUUUGGAAGGGGACUGCAGAUCCAUGAGAGCUCCUCACUCCGCAGAGGUCUCAGGGCUGUUUCCCUGUUUGGAUGUGUAACUCACUCAGGAUUUUGAGGGGUUGCUUCUGUGUGACAUUUGGCUCAGGAGCCCUCCUGAAGGACACAGCUGCUGUUUUCCUGUUUGCUGAAGCACUUUUCAGAGGCACACACAGGAAAGUGACCCACAGCUGCCAGAUGACACAGACUGCCCCAGGCAAGACUGCUGUCAGCAGCA